Hemibagrus wyckioides is the source of this 1931-nucleotide messenger RNA. RefSeq lists its product as uncharacterized. The record is from RefSeq and is a predicted model, not a curated record. Gene Ontology annotation, molecular function: methyl-CpG binding; zinc ion binding. Lineage: Eukaryota; Metazoa; Chordata; Actinopteri; Siluriformes; Bagridae. The transcript has 3 exons. Gene Ontology annotation, cellular component: nucleus. Bases 488 to 1441 code for a protein of 317 amino acids.
CACACGCGCGCACACACACAUACACACAUACACACACAUACACUUAUACACACACACGCACACACACACCGGGAGGAGCCGUCUACCCUUCCGUCACCCGUGCCCGCCCCCCGGAGGACGGUGCGUCGUGUCGUUGGCAGCGUCAAUAUUAUUUAUGAUCCCCGUUAGGAGCCUCUCGGUGGGUUUUAGCGCCGCCGCCGCCGCCACUGAUGCGCGCGCUAAAAAAAAUCUCACAUCCGUUUAUUGUGUGUUGUUGUUUUGUGCGUUUAAUUUGUGUGUGUGUGUGUGUAUGUGUGUUUGCGCGCGUGAGUGUGAGUGUGUGUGUGUGAGUUUUCCCGCGGCCGGAGCGCACCGAUGCUCUGCGUUAAAGAGGCUUUGAUCGCGAGGCGUCGGGAGUCCGAAACACUUUCCCAGAUGGUUGUGAUGUUAGUGUGAGUGUGCAGGUGUGUGUGUGUGUGUUUGCGUGUGUGUAUGUGCUCCGUUUCCCAUGGCGAAUAUGAGCAGCAGUGUGUGUAUGGAGACGCCACACACUCACGGCCACGCCCACAGCUACACGCCCACCACAGGGCGUGACUUUUCCUUGCAGAUGGAUUCGUGCAUGAACCCGGUGCUGGACUACAGUGCUCAGAUGGAACGCUACCGCUCCUUUGCUAACUUUUACAAAAAUGGUGCCGCUCCAUUUCCUCAGGCAGCAAAAAUUGCACGCUUGGCCACGCCCAUUUUCCCAUCACCAAUGACACCCUGGUCAUGUGACAACGGUAUGCUCUGGGGCCGUAAGCCACCUGCAGUCAACGUCAACGUCAACGUGAAUGUCAACGGGGCUCACACACAUGCUCACGCACACCGAACCGCCAUGCCUCGGGCGGAGCCACUUAAUGUGCAUAUGCCCUCCAAGAUGUCUGCUGACAACUUCCUGUCUCCACUCAGUCAGGUGGGUGGAGCUGAGUGCAUGAACCGCCUCAAAGUGCCACCACAGAGCAGUGGGGGCAGCGGAGGAGGUGGAGCUGGGGAGGCUGAAAGGGGUGGGGCCACAUUUGGAGGGUUUGCUCUACCUCCUGGGGUUAUCGUUAUGACGACGCUGCACUCAGGGGCAGGUUCAUCGGUGGCGACAAUGACGGACAGCGCGUUUCAGAUCGCUGCUGACUGCCAGCACAGCAGCUCUGCGUCCUGCUCCGGUUCUAAUGCUAGCACUAACGCCACUGUCAGCGCUAACAACAGCUGCAGCGGCGGAGCAGCGAAGAGGAAGAGGAAGCGAUGUGGUGUCUGCGCCCCCUGCAGGCGGCUCAUCAACUGCGGCGUGUGCAGCUCUUGCCGGAACAGGAAGACGGGUCAUCAGAUCUGCAAGUUCAGGAAGUGUGAAGAGCUAAAGAAGAAACCAGGGAGCACAGUGGAGAGAGCCUCGUCCGUGGGAGCAGCAGACACGUUCCGCUGGUUCUUCUGAGAGAAGGAAAUCCCAGAACACAGACUGUACAUGCACACACACAUACACACACACACACACACUGGACAGCAGUGCAGACGCUGUGCUCCGUCUUUAACACUUUAACACUUCCAACUUUAACUGGACCUUCAGUUCUGUAUAGCAGACUAACUUUUCAGAGCUGUUGCAGUGAAUCUGCAGGACAGGAAGUGGAUCUGAGAGGAGCGCUGUGAUUGGCUGUCAUGGCAAUCAGAUCCACUGGAUUCAUCCUUACUAUUGAACAUUUUAAGACAGAUUUGAGAUAAAGAUCAGAAGUGUCUGAUUGGAGGAGGUGGGUGUAAGCCACGCCCCCAGAGAACGCUCCGGACUCUUAUCACGUCACACACUUCACUGUUGCAUGGGUAGAAAAACUAACUGUGUUUUGGUUUGACCUGAAGACUUUAAUGACUUUGUACAUUGCUGUUGUGAUGCCUUACUGUCUUGAUUAAUAAAAGACUGUUAGGAUAAACCA